This is a messenger RNA of Perognathus longimembris pacificus (Pacific pocket mouse), 1366 nucleotides long. It is a transcript of the gene Ffar4, whose product is annotated as free fatty acid receptor 4. Bases 1 to 1089 code for a protein of 362 amino acids. The transcript is spliced from 4 exons. Gene Ontology annotation, biological process: G protein-coupled receptor signaling pathway. Lineage: Eukaryota; Metazoa; Chordata; Mammalia; Rodentia; Heteromyidae. Gene Ontology annotation, cellular component: membrane. Gene Ontology annotation, molecular function: G protein-coupled receptor activity; peptide binding. The record is from RefSeq and is a predicted model, not a curated record.
AUGUCCCCGGAGCGCACGCCGCCGCUGGCCACCGACCCGCCGCGCAGCCCGGAGCAGACCAACCGCACCCACUUCCCUUUCUUCUCGGACGUCAAGGGCGACCACUGGCUGGUGCUGAGCGUCCUGGAGACCACCGUGCUGGCGCUCAUCUUGGCGGUGUCGCUGCUGGGCAAUGUCUGUGCCCUGGUGUUGGUGGCUCGCCGACGGCGCCGCGGUGCCACCACCAGCCUGGUUCUCAACCUCUUCUGCGCGGAUCUGCUCUUCACCAGCGCCAUCCCGCUGGUGCUCGUGGUGCGCUGGACCGAGGCCUGGCUGCUGGGGUCGGUGGUCUGCCACCUGCUCUUCUACGUGAUGACUCUGAGCGGCAGCGUCACCAUCCUCACGCUGGCCGCCGUCAGUCUGGAGCGCAUGGUGUGCAUCGUGCGCCUGCAGCGCGGGGCACGAGGCUCCGCCCGGAGGGUGCAGGCGGCGAUGCUGGCCUUCAUCUGGGGCUAUUCGGGGCUCGCCUCGCUGCCCCUCUGCAUCUUCUUCCACGUGGUCCAGCAGAGGCUGCCCGGCGCCGAGAAGGAAAUCCCGAUUUGCACAUUAUAUUGGCCAAACCUCGCUGGAGAAAUCUCGUGGGAUGUGUCUUUUGUUACUUUGAAUUUCCUGGUGCCAGGACUGGUCAUUGUGAUUAGUUACUCCAAGAUCUUACAGAUCACGAAGGCAUCGAGGAAGAGACUCACCAUGAACCUGGCAUACUCUGAGGACCACCAGAUCCGUGUUUCUCAGCAGGACUACCGGCUCUUCCGCACCCUCUUCCUGCUCAUGGUCUCUUUCUUCAUCAUGUGGAGCCCUAUCAUCAUCACUAUCCUCCUCAUCUUGAUCCAGAACUUCAAGCAAGACCUGGUCAUCUGGCCAAACCUCUUCUUCUGGGUGAUGGCUUUCACUUUUGCCAACUCGGCCCUCAACCCCAUUCUCUACAACAUGUCACUAUUCAGGAAUGAAUGGAGGAAAAUACUGUGCCGUGGCUGCUUGCUCUCAGAAAAGGGAGCCAUCUUUACAGACACAUCUGUCAGAAAAAAUGAUUUAUCUGUGAUUUCCAGCUAAUUUGUUCAGCUCUCUAGGCAGACUCGUUCACUCUCAGGUGAGCCAGAGUGUGCUUGCAAAGGGAGUUGCCUUCCAGGACAAUCAUUGGUGUAUGCUUUAAGUAAAUGCAAGCUUUGCACAUUUACAACUCUGACAAAUUAAGGGACGAUCAUUCAUUGUAAAAAUAUCUUUCCUGUCUAAAAGGAUCUAUCGUGACUGUGAGUUCCUUUUAAAUAUGAACUUUUUCAGUGUUUGUAAUAUGAUUGAGCUAAUAAAGUUUUAUUUAUAACUGUUCCUA